Molecule: messenger RNA, 945 nt
Organism: Neltuma alba
Lineage: Eukaryota; Viridiplantae; Streptophyta; Magnoliopsida; Fabales; Fabaceae
Exons: 3
Coding region: 121-666 (181 amino acids)
Cellular component (GO): mitochondrion
Source: RefSeq, a predicted model, not a curated record
GCUUGCUCUUCCCAUUUUUUGGACGACGCCAUCUGGCUCGCUGCUCUGAUAUCGAUCGCCGGCUCCUCCAUUGGCGCAGACAUUUGUAGCAGAAUCGCAUUCUAUGCAAUAGCUUGAGUUAUGGGUUUUGGAGCUCUUAGAAACAUUUUUCGACCUCUCUCAAGAACCCUAAUUUCACGACUCCCUACCACUGGUCCUGCACCACUUCCUCCCGCUUUCACAUCUCCGAAAUCCCUUUUUCUCGGUGGAUCAGCUUUUUCCAGACAACCUCAAUGGCUUCCUCUUUCCAAUCAUUUACAUAGCUUGACCGACACUCGCUUCCCUAAAAGACGUCCUUCCCUCAAACCCCGCCGAAAGAGGGCCGGCAUGAGGCCUCCAGGGCCGUAUGCUUGGGUUCAGUAUGUACCGGGCGAACCAAUUCUUCCGAACAGACCUAAUGAAGGGAGUGUGAAAAGAAGGAAGGAGAAAAAACGAAUGAGACAGCACCGUGCCUUUAUAUUGGCUGAAAGAAAGAAAAGGAAAGCUCAGCUGCAAGAGGCUAAACGGAGGAAAAGUAUUAAAAGAGUAGAGCGUAAAAUGGCAGCUGUUGCAAGGGAAAGAGCAUGGGCAGAGAGACUGGCAGAGUUGAAACGAAUUGAAGAGGAGAAGCAAGCAUCGACGGCUUGAGUAGUUUGGAAUUUAACUGCAUACGGGGAAUGCUGGUUUAGGUUGAUCUGUAUUAGUUCUCAAUCUAUACAUUCUUGAUCUUCAAUGUUAUUCCAUGGUGUUUGCUAAUCGGUUGAUCAUGCACCUGUUUACAAUGCUUUUGUUUUAACAUGGAAACGUUGAAUUCCUCUUUGCUCUAUUUGAAACACUCCCCCCUUAUAGGGAAAAAUUUGUCAUAAGCCAUCCACUUGCAACGCCAGUAAAGGAAUGGGCUUUAUUGUCGCCCUUUUUGUUGCAAAA